UCAGCACAGAGUCUGUUUUCCUCUGAGAGAUCGAGGGAAGAGAUGGGAGCAACCUGCUCCUACACCUCCACAGGAGAAAUCUGCUGCUGCUGUUUCUUUCAGGCAGAAAUUAGGAGAACAUCAGCAGUGGGGUCUCCUCAGAGCCUCAUAGAUCUAACCAGAGGUUGAGCCAAAUUCCCCACUGAGGAAGCCGUGGCACUGGAGAUGAGUGUUGAUAUCCUCUGACAGCCUGGCUCUGACUCUUUUAAUGCCAUUGCAGAGAAGUUGCAGCCCGUUAUUUCCCAAACUCAACUCCUGUCAUUUCUUGCAGAGUUUCAAAAUUGUCUCCAGUUACCUAGAAACCUGUGUAAGAAGACGUAAAUGUUCUGGGUUAAAGCAAGGCAAGGGGUGCAGGCAGAAAUCACAGAGCUCUCCCUGGGUCAGGAGCCAACAUUGCAGAUGAGCUUUGAAGAGAGCAGCCAGGCUUUGGGCACAGCAGGGCAGCAAAGGCACCCUGGCACCUGGGCUCUCUCAUGCCUUGUCUCACUCUUCUCCCCUCCUGAAACCCCCUUGAGAAGGAUGGCAGCCUCSUCUUUCCGCUACGGCAUGACCAUCACGGGCGCCGUGCUGCUGGUGACGGGGACGCUGUGUUUUGCCUGGUGGAGCGAUGGCGAGGUGGGCUCGGGCAGUGCUCGCCUCCUUCCUCCCCGGGAAGCCGAGGCUGUGCCCAGCUCCUCCUCCUCCUCCUCCAGCGCCCUGCUCCGCUCCGUCAGCUUCUUCUGCUGCGGUAUCGGCGGCAUCCUCCUCAUCUUCGGGCUGCUCUGGUCGGUCAAAGCCAACGCCAGGGUGGUGUCCCGGCGCUACCAGUACCAUUUCCCCAGGGAUCUGCAGUACUUCACGGCGGAGCCUCCGGAGAAGUGGAAUUGCAGCAGCUGGGAYGCCAGCGCCAUCCCCACCUACGAAGAAGCGCUGACCUGCAGACCCGCCCACGGCGCCCCGGCCUACGUGCAUCCUCCCGGGAGGAAGGAGGAGCUGACGCCGCCCCUGUACCGCUACCUGGAGGAGGACGAGAGCUGGCAGGGCGGCCGGCGGCGCAGCUCCUCCGACAGCGCUUUGUUCCGCCCCAGCCCGUCCUGGCUGGACUCGCCGCACCCCGAGGAGCCGCAGGCGACGCCUCCCCCGAGCUACGAGAACAUCAGCGUGCGAGGGGUGUGAGCUGGGCAUCCCGGGACUCUGUGCGUGCCUGCCCGCUCCCUCGGCUUUAAACUGAGCCUGUUCCAGUGCGGGGGUGGGCGAGGAGCAGCGGGAAGGGUCAGCCUGGCUUUGCCGGCUUUCCGAGCCGUGGGUCUGGCGCUGUUGGGAUCGUGGGUCCCGCAGGUGAUUGCGCUCAGAGCGUCGGGGGUAACCGGCAUGUUGGAAAGCUUUCUUAUUUUUAAUAAAACCACUGCUGAGUUCAGAGGCUUUGCAUUCCCUGCUCCGACCCCCAGGCCAGGGCUGCGCACUCAGUGAGAAAAGCUGCAGUAAAGGCCGAGGGAUGCG
Messenger RNA from Malurus melanocephalus (red-backed fairy wren), 1518 nucleotides. It is a transcript of the gene TMEM61, whose product is annotated as transmembrane protein 61. The transcript is spliced from 3 exons. The coding region runs from base 361 to 1194 and encodes 277 amino acids. The record is from RefSeq and is a predicted model, not a curated record. Lineage: Eukaryota; Metazoa; Chordata; Aves; Passeriformes; Maluridae.